Westerdykella ornata is the source of this 700-nucleotide messenger RNA. RefSeq lists its product as uncharacterized. The transcript is spliced from 2 exons. The record is from RefSeq and is a predicted model, not a curated record. Lineage: Eukaryota; Fungi; Ascomycota; Dothideomycetes; Pleosporales; Sporormiaceae. Bases 92 to 643 code for a protein of 183 amino acids.
GAUUGACGAGCAGAUGUUCACAUCAUCCUAGUCCCGCCAUAAGCCAUACCUAUCUACACAUCAAUCACUCCACUUCGAAAACCCCACGAUCAUGUCCGGCGCACCCUCCCAACCCACCACUGCGGACGCCUACCAAACCCCCGCCAACCCAGCUACAAAGAACCCCUCUGAAUCCCACGCCGCCGCAAACAGCACCAGCAACAAUGCCGAAAUCGUCGAACAGCGCAUCCCACAGACGCAAUCCUCACCCGGCGAAGCGCAAGAAUGGGGUCUAGCCCGCGGCGUGCGCGGCGCGGGGCCUGGCGAGGAAGCCAAGGGCCUGACAGAAGAAGACGUCGGGCGCCACAGGGAGCUGGACGGCGAGCAGAUGUACAUGCCCGGGGAGGGGAAAGUGGCGGAUGCGGUUGCCGGGAGGGGUGGAGCGGGUGGUCAGGUUGGGGGUGAGCAGGUGGAUCUGGCGGCGGAUUUGGACCGGAAGAAGGCUGAGCAGGCCGAAGCGAGAGAGGCGAUUAAGAAGCAGAGGGCGGAGGAGGUGGAGGAGGGACGCUUGGGACAGCGAGGUGGUCCUGCUACCAAUCCGAAGUGGUGGGCUGGGCCGGGCGGUCCGGCUACCACGGCGGAUUCCUGGGCUGGACCUGGAUAGAUUGAAGUCGUUAUGAUGUUGAUGAUCCGGAAGGAUAGCGGCGGGAGGAAUCUUGCA